Molecule: messenger RNA, 1310 nt
Organism: Sclerotinia trifoliorum
Lineage: Eukaryota; Fungi; Ascomycota; Leotiomycetes; Helotiales; Sclerotiniaceae
Source: the annotation of a GenBank genome assembly
GUUUUCUUCCUCUAGCUCACAAAAUCCGACAAAGAUUCCAGAUCAAAGCAAUGAAUGACUGCUGGUGAUUUGAGCCAAUGAGGUUAUCGCCGCCGUUGACUAUUUCCAUCACUCUGUUUGGGUUCUGAGAUAUGGAUUGCUAUGACCCGAGUUCCUUUGUUAUGCCUAAUUUACCUACCAGAAGUGGGAUGAACAAAUGCAUAUAUGUAAAAUGAAUGUUGAACUAACGCCGGAUGAGUCACCUAAUUCCUAUAUAUAUGUUGACAUGUUAGAUAACUACUCUCAGGAUAUCAUACAUCUAGAUCGAUCAACUCAGUCUCCAAGACUCCAAAAGUCUCAUUUAGCUACUCUUCCCCUUCCACACUGGCGAGAUUGCAAAACCCUUUGUCGUAGCAAUGGCAAUCUCCUCCAAAAGCACCGCGAAGUCACGCAUUCGUGACGCAGAACCCAAAGACAUCGAUACCAUAACAACAGGCAUGAUCACGUCCCUAAGCUCCGACGCCAUGUGGCGAUAUCGAUUUGCGCAUCGAGAGAGAUAUCCCGAAGAUCUACUCAAAUAUGCUCGACUCUACAUUGAGCUUUUGGUAUCUGGAUCUUUUGCCGACUACGCGACUCUGAUUGUGGAGGUGGAAGAGGGUUCUAGCUGGAACGUAGCUGCUUUUUCUAUAUGGGAUAUCUCGUAUGAGAAUAAGCGUGUAUAUGCAGCCAAGGGGGAAACUUAUACGUCCCUAGCACGUAGGUCUCUUCCCCUUUCAAGCCCAAGAACUAUAAGUUAAUCCCGUCAAGCGUACGAAGCAAUGGAGGCAGCUGGGGUAAAAACUCGAAAAGACACAGACCCCAUUUAUGACGCAGCUUUUUUGAAAGUUAUGAGUGAUGCACGAAAGGAUUUUACCGCCAUGUUUGAAGGUAAUGAGAUGUAUCUUAGCUUGAUAUGCACUCAUCCGGAUUUUCGCCGUCGAGGCUAUGCUACUCAACUUUUGAAAUGGGGUAUUGAGAGAGCAGAACGUGAUAAUGCACCUCUUGUUUUAGUAGCGAGUCCAAUGGGGGAACCGACCUAUCUUGCUACAGGAUUUGAGGAGUUGGGAAGGGUUGAUGUAGUUGUUGAGGGCGAUUAUGAGAAGCAGGAGAUUGUGAAAAUGAUUUACAGACCUAGAAAAUAGAAAGUUAGGAAAGUUUGAGUCGAAAAAUAAAUGACAACUAUUAUAGAUCAUUCUUCUGCCAUCUCAAGUCAGACUCUAAAUCCAGAUCAAUGGAUACACCAGGGAAGUUAUAAAGUGCCAAGGAGACUAUUCAAUUGUGUAUCUAUGUGC